AUGAAAGCGCAAAUUUAUAUGACUAAAACUAAAGCAUAUCAAGUUUUAGGGAAUAUAAACCCACUUGAAUCUUUAGUUGAUCGAACGAAUGAUCUACUUUAUCGUUUAUGGGCUAGCAAACAUAUUACUCAAAAGCAAUAUAAAAUGUUAAGUGUAGAUAAAGAUGAAGCUGAAUUAGCCCAUCUCUAUUUCUUACCUAAAGCACAUAAACCGAAUACACCAUUACGACCAAUAAUGGCUGGUCUUAAAUCUCCAACCAUGAAAAUUUCUAAAUGGUUAGAUGGUUUAUUAAGACCCUUAUUUGAUCGUUUAGCAGUUGACUCAACUAUUAUGAAUGGUGUUCAAUUAAUAAAACAAGUAGAAAGAUGGUCGGCUAGAUAUCUUACAUCAGCCACAUCAUUUAUAAUAAUGGAUGUUACCAAUCUGUAUACAAUGAUACCACAAGAAGGAGGUGUAACAGCCAUUAAACGUUUGAUGGAAACAUCUAAUUUAAAACAAAUCGAUGGUGUUAAAAGAGAAAUUAUUCUAGCUCUUACCAGAUUUGUAAUGACUAAUAAUUAUUUCUAUUUUGAUGGGUCUUAUUAUAAACAAAUAAGAGGUGGAGCAAUGGGAUCACCACUUAUCCUAACAAUAGCAAAUACAUACAUAUACUUUGUUGAACGUCCAAUAUUCAAAUGGGCUCAAAGAACAUGUUCAAUAUACUACAGGCUCGAUAGCAAUAUUGGACUUUCUGAAUGUGUAGGAUCAACUGCAGAGUACCUUGAUGUGAACCUUGAGAAUAGAGGAGGGAUAUUGAUGACUGAAGUGUUCCAUAAACCUUCACAUGAACCAUAUUUUCUUCCUUUCACAAGCGCUGGAAUUGAUUUUGAAGUACAUAUAUUAUGUCAUUUUUCUUUUACAAAAGGAAUGCAUAAUUUUUCAACAAGAUUUCAGGAACUUUGGAAUACUUGUUUCUUAGAUACAGCCAUUGGUAAUAUGAAACCUGUUGUAGGUUCUAAAAGAUUGCAUAAUCUUCAAGAUUAUCUAGUCAAAAAGAAACCAAACAAAUCUUUAAUUGGAAUUGAUAAAUAA
Molecule: messenger RNA, 1071 nt
Organism: Adineta steineri
Lineage: Eukaryota; Metazoa; Rotifera; Eurotatoria; Adinetida; Adinetidae
Source: the annotation of a GenBank genome assembly